CUUCCCUCUCCCCGUCCCCACAUUUUCAUUGUUUUACAUUUCUUAUUAUAUCUUUUUUCCCUAUUAAAUAGUGACAUCUUUUAUUAGAACCGUGGAACCACGGAACUUAACGGCAGCGUCAAGAAUCCAGCUACAAAGAAGGGAGUCUACAGGUCUGCAGCUUGCACGCAGAACUACAACCAAUCUAGCCACUGUUUGGGGUUUCUUUCCUCCCGCAAAUCUGCAACAAGGAGCAGUCAGAAGAAGCAGGCCCUUGAAUCGCUGAGUGUUUGAGUCUUGUCUGUCUUCCUUUAUCUCACCCUAAAUACCCGAAUCUUCCUCGAAAUGGGGUUACAGGGCGCCUCCGCCCCAACUCUUCCCAAAGCCCUUGUCUCCUGUCCUUGCCUACAGUCUAGAUGAGAGGGCGGCUCCGAACGAAUAGGGAAUAGAGUGACUGGGAUGGGGGCAGGCGGGGGAGAUGCCAGGGUUCGGAGGCGAAGGGCUGGAGGGGGAGGGGGGCGUGGAGAGAAGGACCUGCGCUCGGCGCGGGCUUCGUGCCCCCGCAAUGUCCUCGGCGUCCACCAGAAGGCGCCCCAGCGCUCGCCUUCCCCGCGAGUAGCCGGAUCCUCCGCCGCAACCAGCCCGGGAGCUGAGCCGCGCGUCACCGCGAACUGAAGAGCCGGGCGGCGGCCCGACCUCUCCCGGCCCAGCAAGUGGAACAGGGCCGCCUCCAGCCCCAUGAGGACCCCCAGGCCGGAGCUGAGAGCCUGGCGCAGCCCGGACCGAAAUCUUGCGGCGGCCUCAGAGCGUUAGACAGGAUGCGGCUGGGCCGCCGGGCCCUCUGUGUGCUGGUCCUACUGCUGGCCUGCGCCUCGCUGGGGCUCCUGUACGCGAGCACCCGGGUCGCACCGGGCCUCCAGGCACCUCUUGCGCUGUGGACGCCCCUGCAGGGCAACCCCAGGCCAGAAUUGCCAGGUCUUGCCCCCGAGCCCCGGUACGCACACAUCCCAGUCAGGAUCAAGGAGCAAGUGGUGGGGCUGCUGUCCACAAACAAUUGCAGUUGUGAACCCAGUGGGGGGAGCCUUCACCUCCCCUUCCAGAGGCAGGUCCAAGCCAUUGACUUCACCAAGGCCUUUGACUCUGAGGAGCUGAGGGCUGCGUCUGCCUUGAGGGAGCAGGAGUUCCAGGCCUUCCUUUCAAGGAGCCAGUCUACUGCUGACCAGCUGCUCAUAGCCCCUGCCAACUCCCCACUACAGUACCCCCUGCAGGGUGUGGAGGUCCAGCCCCUCAGGAGCAUCUUGGUGCCAGGACUGAGCCUGCAGGCCACUUCUGGUCAGGAGGUAUACCAGGUGAACCUGACUGCCUCCUUGGGCACCUGGGACGUGGCAGGGGAAGUGACUGGAGUGACUCUCACUGGAGAGGGGCAGCCAGAUCUCACCCUCGCCAGCCGAGGGCUGGACCAACUCAAUCGGCAGCUGCAACUGGUCACUUAUAGCAGUCGAAGCUACCAGGCAAACACAGCAGACAUAGUCCGGUUCUCUACCGAGGGACACGAAGUUGCCUUCACCAUACGCAUAAGACACCCACCCAGCCCUCAGCUGUACCCACCUGGGUCUCCACCCCUGGGAGCCCAGUACAACAUCAGCGCUCUGGUCACCAUUGCCACUAAGACCUUCCUUCGUUACAAUCGGCUACGGGCACUCAUCGCCAGCAUCCGCCGCUUCUACCCGACAGUCACAGUGGUAAUCGCCGACGACAGCGACAAGCCAGAGAGUGUUAGAGGUCCCCACAUCGAGCACUAUCUCAUGCCUUUUGGCAAGGGCUGGUUCGCAGGCCGGAACCUGGCCGUAUCCCAAGUAACCACCAAGUACGUGCUGUGGGUGGACGACGACUUCGUCUUCACGGCGCGGACACGACUGGAGAGGCUUGUGGACGUGCUGGAGCGGACGCCGCUGGACCUGGUGGGGGGCGCGGUGCGCGAGAUCUCCGGCUUCGCCACCACCUACCGGCAGCUGCUGAGCGUGGAGCCCGGCGCGCCAGGCCGCGGGAACUGCCUCCGGCAGAAGCGCGGCUUCCACCACGAGCUCGUCGGCUUCCCAGGGUGCGUGGUCACCGACGGCGUGGUCAACUUCUUCCUGGCGCGCACUGACAAGGUGCGCGAGGUUGGCUUUGACCCGCGCCUUAGCCGCGUGGCGCACCUGGAAUUCUUCCUGGAUGGACUUGGUACUCUUCGGGUGGGCUCCUGCUCAGACGUUGUUGUGGAUCAUGCAUCCAAGUUGAAGUUGCCUUGGACAUCAAGGGAUGCUAGCGCAGAGACUUACGCUCGAUACCGUUACCCGGGAUCACUGGAUGAAAGUCAGGUGGCCAAACACCGCCUGCUCUUCUUCAAACACCGGCUCCAGUGCAUGACCUCAGAGUGACGGCCACUCAGAGCCUUCCAACUGUCAGGCUGGGCCUACCUCCUUGCCCCUGCCAGGAAUAUCUAGCAAACCCACCAGCCAGUGACCACUCCACUGACUGUCCCCAAUCUCCUUCAGAACUUGAUCCCAAAUAGGGGCUUGUCCUGGUGACAUUCCUCCUUUCUGCGAGUGCCCAGGGGCAUGAUGGAGCCAUAACUCAUCCCACAGCCAGUGCCAAGUCCUCCCCCCACCCCCUUCACAUAGGGCAGGAAGUGGGGGGUUGCUUUCCAAGUGCCAAAGAGCCCAUGGGGACUCUAAAAACCUAAAGCGGAAACACUCUCAUCUCCUGGGGACCAAGGGGGUGGGGAAGCCCCCAGUAUAUACUCCCAGGGCUGGGCCUCCCUCGCAUCCCUGGAUCCAGGACUCUGUGCAGCGACUGCAGCCCCACCCCAUG
This is a messenger RNA of Balaenoptera acutorostrata (minke whale), 2832 nucleotides long. RefSeq names its product beta-1,4-N-acetyl-galactosaminyltransferase 1 (gene B4GALNT1). NCBI's taxonomy places the organism in Eukaryota, Metazoa, Chordata, Mammalia, Artiodactyla, Balaenopteridae. The transcript is spliced from 13 exons. Bases 798 to 2399 code for a protein of 533 amino acids. The record is from RefSeq and is a predicted model, not a curated record. Gene Ontology annotation, biological process: ganglioside biosynthetic process. Gene Ontology annotation, cellular component: Golgi membrane. Gene Ontology annotation, molecular function: hexosyltransferase activity.